CAUAAAACACUGUAGUCAGUAUUGAGAAGAGAGGAAAGAGCAAAGAAGAGAGAGGGUUGCGCAUUAGUAAGUAGUGGUGAAUAGCUAUGGCGUCGUCUUCAUCGAGUAGCGGAUACGAGGUACCAUGGGUGGAGAAGUACAGACCCAACAAGGUUGCUGACAUCGUCGGCAACGAAGAUGCUGUCUCUCGCCUCCAAGUCAUCGCUCGCGACGGCAACAUGCCCAAUCUCAUCUUGGCCGGUCCCCCGGGUACAGGAAAGACAACAAGCAUACUAGCUCUUGCACACGAGCUUUUAGGACCAAACUGCAAGGAGGGAGUUCUGGAGUUGAAUGCUUCAGAUGAUAGGGGAAUUGAUGUUGUGAGGAACAAAAUUAAGAUGUUUGCGCAGAAGAAAGUAACUCUGCCUCCUGGGCGACACAAGAUAGUUAUAUUGGACGAAGCUGACAGCAUGACAUCUGGAGCUCAACAGGCUUUGAGAAGGACAAUGGAAAUUUACUCAAACACCACUCGCUUUGGUCUUGCAUGUAAUACUUCUUCAAAAAUCAUUGAACCCAUCCAGAGUAGAUGUGCAUUGGUCCGCUUUUCAAGGUUAUCAGAUCAAGAAAUUCUUGGUCGCCUCAUGAUAGUCAUUGAAGCUGAGCAGGUUCCAUAUGUUCCAGAAGGUCUUGAAGCCAUAAUCUUCACUGCUGAUGGUGAUAUGCGGCAAGCUUUGAAUAACUUGCAGGCUACCUUCAGUGGAUUUCGAUUUGUCAACCAAGAAAACGUUUUCAAGGUUUGCGACCAGCCUCAUCCUUUGCAUGUCAAGAGCAUGAUUCGAAAUGUACUUGAAGGGAAGUUUGAUGAUGCUUGUUCUGGUAUGAAGAACCUCUAUGAUAUGGGUUACUCCCCUACUGACAUAAUUACAACCCUCUUCCGCGUUGUUAAAAACUAUGACAUGGCCGAGUAUUUGAAGUUGGAAUUUAUGAAGGAAACUGGGUUUACCCAUAUGAGAAUUUGUGAUGGAGUUGGUUCUUAUCUUCAGCUAUGCGGACUUCUGGCUAAGCUAUCACUUAUCAGGGAGACAGCUAAAGCAGCCUGAUAACUCAGUUAGAAGGUUAUAGAGCGGUUCUUUGAGACCUGUUUCCUUUUUUCCGGUAAUCUCAGAAAGUGCAGAAAGUUUCUCCUGCCGUUAUUUUGUUUCGGAGUUGAAAUGCUGUAAGAAAAUUGUGUUCCUUGUACGGAUUAUCUAGGCAGAGCCUCUGACUUGUAGGAAUACUUUCGAAGUUGAUUUAAAUCCAGGCAUGCAUUUGCUCAAAGAA
Spinacia oleracea (spinach) is the source of this 1299-nucleotide messenger RNA. RefSeq names its product replication factor C subunit 2. The coding region runs from base 87 to 1079 and encodes 330 amino acids. Gene Ontology annotation, cellular component: nucleus; DNA replication factor C complex. Lineage: Eukaryota; Viridiplantae; Streptophyta; Magnoliopsida; Caryophyllales; Amaranthaceae. Gene Ontology annotation, molecular function: DNA clamp loader activity; DNA binding; ATP hydrolysis activity. The record is from RefSeq and is a predicted model, not a curated record. The transcript is spliced from 7 exons. Gene Ontology annotation, biological process: DNA repair; DNA-templated DNA replication.